AUGAAGCUUUCCUUGCUUGCAUGUUUGGUUCUCCUCUCUAUCUCUAGCAUAUCAUGCAAUGCUAAUUACCAAACUAACAACCUCAUUAAGAAGUUGAUUAAGUCUCGCAAAUCUGCUGGAAACCCUAAAUCAUGGGAUGGCUUAUACUCUCCUGUGUACGUUGGCUCCCAAGAAGGGUCAAUGGAGGCUGAUAAGAUUGAGGCUUUGCCAGGGCAACCAGCUGGAGAAGUAAAUUUCAAUCAAUAUGCAGGCUAUGUUACUGUGGACCCUACAGCUGGGAGAGCUUUGUUCUACUACUUUGUCGAGGCAAAUAAUUCUUCAAGCAAUCCUCUGGUGCUAUCGUUACAUGGAGGACCUGGAGGAUGCUCGGCUUUUGGAUAUGGAGCCUUACAAGAACUGGGACCAUUCAGAGUCGGCAACGAUAACAAGACACUAAUUCCUAAUGAUUAUGCUUGGAACAACGCGGCAAACGUCCUCUUCUUGGAGACUCCAUUAGGAACUGGGUUUUCGUAUUCGAACACAUCGUCUGACUACGACAACGUGGGUGAUGAGAUCACGGCCCAGGACUCUUAUGCAUUUCUUGUGAACUGGCUGGAGAGAUUUCCUCAAUACAAAGACAGUGAUUUCUUCAUCACUGGGGAGAGCGAUGCUGGUCAUUACGCACCUGAACUAGCUUACACCAUUCUCUCCAACAACAACAUCACAAACCAAACAAAAAUCAAUCUCAAAGGAGUUGCUAUUGGGAAUCCUUUUAUCGAUCUUGAUACCGCUCUACUGGCCCUUUAUGAUAAUUUGUGGACACAUGCUUUGAACUCUGACGAAACUAAUGCAGGGAUACAUAAAUAUUGUAACGUUACUGACUUAGGAGGUAAGCAAUCCAACGUGUGUGGUGAAUACGUGCAACAAGCAAUCGAGGAGGUUGAUGAUUUUGAUCCAUGCUCCGAAAUCUAUGUCGAGAGCUAUCUAAACCUUCCCGAGGUGCAGGCAGCUCUUCAUGUUAAACCUACAAAGUGGUCAGCUUGCAGUGGAGACGCCGAUGGGUUCUUGUCAGUCACAUCUUCUAGAUACGCCCUGCACAUCCUCAACUUACCCAUCAAGACUCCAUGGAGGUCAUGGUACUCUAAUAAGGAAGAGGUUGGAGGAUAUGUGGUUGGGUACGAAGGGUUGACGUUUGCUACUGUGAGGGGAGCUGGGAUCAUGGUUCCCAGCAACCAACCUCAACGAGCACUCACCUUGAUCUCAUCAUUCCUUGAGGGAAAGCUUCCUCCUUCCCCCUACUAA
Molecule: messenger RNA, 1281 nt
Organism: Prunus armeniaca (apricot)
Lineage: Eukaryota; Viridiplantae; Streptophyta; Magnoliopsida; Rosales; Rosaceae
Source: the annotation of a GenBank genome assembly